GUCCCCAGAGAGGAAGAACAAGUGUUUAUAGAAACCUGCCUGAGGUUGCACGGUCCUCAACCACAGAAGAAGAACAAGGUGGAUGUAGUCGUGAUCAGCAGCAGCAGGUGGAUGACGACAUUAUGAGUCGCUGGCGUCGUUCGGUGGAUGAGCUGGCAGCACGGCGGCGGCAGCAGGGCGAGUGUGAGCGUGCUCAGGAAGCUCUCAGUCGGGUCAUUUCCUGUUUCCAGCAGCUGGCAGCGUCACUCGGCAGCUCAGCCGACUGCAGCUUCCUGCGAGAUGAGAUGGACGAGACGAGAGCUCUCGCACACCGAAUUUGCAGUGGUCUGUCCCGGCGUCUGGUGCGUCUGCUGUCUGACUGUGACUCCGCCCCCUCAGGUGUGGAGGACAGACAGGUGUCGGAGCGUCUGUGGGUUCUCUUCCUGUCGGCGUUAGAGAACUUUGUGUCUGACCUCCGUAAAGCCUGCAAUCUGAUUGGACAGUUUCCUCUGACCAAGCGCUACGACAGACGCUCAUUGGUCAACACAGGAUGUAUUGAUGGUGUGGUGGGCGUGGCAGCCCGAGUGGCUUUAGUCCAGGUGCCAUGGCUCACCUUGGAGGAGGAGCCGAGCCCUAAUCUGACCAAUCACAUCGGAGGACUGGAGGCCAUGCUGAGUGAGAUGCAGCUGAGGGUUCCUGUUGCAUUCUGGUCAGUGGAGUCCACCCAGCCUGCAUGGGCCGAAGCUCGAGGUGAAAUGGAUGAACUAGAUGACAGCCUGGAGGACCUGAUGGAGGUUGAGGUAGUCUCCAACAACAAGAUGGCCGCCUGCUGCCAGCCGCCGUGCUGCGGACUCGGCUGUGUCGGGUAGAGGGGAGCAGCUGACAUCCCCAUGACCUCACCAGUGACAUACCUGACAACAUUACGGGCUGCUCAUGUCUGUGUUUGAAUAAUGUUAAACUUCAGCAAUAGGACACAGAUUUUCUAACGGAGUAAUCUAGCCACUGGGACAGGAAUAUAAUCUGAGGUUCUUAGAAAUAAAAGGAAAUAGUGAGUUAACAAACAUGAGAAUAGAGUGCUGCAGGAAUGAAGCUUAAAACCCAGAACUUCCUCUCCUGAAAGUCAGUGGGUUGAAUGCGGUUUUUGGUUAGAUGUCUGAAAUAAGGUGUGUUUAACAGAAGCUUGAGACAGUCACACUUUACUCUACAACAUAAAACACGGCAGUAAGUUGAUCCUUGAAGGCGGUUGCGAAGAAGCGGCCUCAUAAGACUACAGAGCAAGUCUGACAGUAAUCUAAUUGGCUAUGUCGACUGAGCAGAUUCCUCACAAUUAUUAGUCCAGUAAAAAGUCAGUCAGCUUCUGUGUGUUGAAUUAAGAACUUUAUUGAUACAGCGAGGUGAACAAACAUAAAAAUAUUAUACAAACACAGAAGACAAACAAUCAGAAGAAGAAAACGCAGAGAUGCUUUACUUCUGGAAGGUCGAGUGUAGAUGAGCUUUAAAGGCUGAAAGAGACAAAACAGCUAUUAGAACUAUAACUCCCAUAAGCCCCUGCACACCCUGCUGCCCCUUUACGCUGCCCUGCAGCUGCGUCGCUACACUUCAUUAAAAGAUGAAAAAUACCAGUUGGUCUUGAACAUAAACAUGUAAAGGUGAUGUCCGUGAAGGCAUCAGCAGUUUCUCACCUUCCUGAUCGUCCCAGAGUUUAGCAGCAGCUGUGUUCAGAGGACUCUCGUUGUUCGGUUCUGAGAAGAAACAGAACACGUCAACAUUCACAUAAACUGUUGGAAUAUAUUAAAGUGGAUGUUCCUUCACUUUCAUCUACAUUCAUCUCUGUAUAAUCCUGAAGGGUCCUGACAACGAUUUCAAAUACAAGAAAUAAAAGUAACCUGUCUGCAACACAAAA
Dicentrarchus labrax (European seabass) is the source of this 1882-nucleotide messenger RNA. Its product is annotated as regulator of G-protein signaling 9-binding protein. The coding region runs from base 123 to 848 and encodes 241 amino acids. The transcript has 5 exons. Gene Ontology annotation, biological process: G protein-coupled receptor signaling pathway. NCBI's taxonomy places the organism in Eukaryota, Metazoa, Chordata, Actinopteri, Moronidae. The record is from RefSeq and is a predicted model, not a curated record. Gene Ontology annotation, cellular component: neuron projection.